Molecule: messenger RNA, 1140 nt
Organism: Closterium sp. NIES-65
Lineage: Eukaryota; Viridiplantae; Streptophyta; Zygnematophyceae; Desmidiales; Closteriaceae
Source: the annotation of a GenBank genome assembly
AUGGAUGCUACUAAGAAGGUGCUUGUUGCUGGCAAUAAGGGAGAUAAUGUUGUUGCUACUGCUGACAUAGAUCUCAAGCAUGAUGACUUCAUGGUUGACAUGGAGAUCAAUAGAAGUGAAGCUGAACAUGAGGCUGUUGCCGAAAAUGAGGAUCAGGAUGGCUCUGAUGAGGGUGUCUCCAAUGAGACCAAGGACAUCGCUGUCAAACUCCAGACUCAACUCACGGAGCAGCAUAUUCUCAUUGGGGAGCAGCAGUGCCGCAUCCGGAACUUGGAGGCUGAUUCUGUUAAGCUUCUGGCCUUGAUUCAGAAGCUGAGCAAGGAGGUGCAAUUGAUCCCUAAGGAAAAUGACACCUCCAACUUCAUUCAUGACCUACAGACCACUCUCCAGUUCGUGCAGGAUCAGCUCAUGAAGCAAGAGAAACACAUCUCUGUGCUUCAAGCUCAGUUCAAGGAGAUCCGGCGUGGAAACCUCUAUCAGCCUGCUCCUGCAGGAGAGCGAGUCGUCAACGCCUUUAACAGCCGUGCUGCACAUGCUGCUGCACCUCCUGCUAUUCCUCCUCCUUUUGGAGCACGUGCUGAGCCUCCUACUACAGCUGCAAAUGCCUUUGGCUCCUGCCCUUCGACCCUGCCUCAUUUUAAACGUAACGCAUCCCGCCUCCCCCAAGCUCUCCCCACAUCCCCCAAGCUCUCCCCGCGUCUCCCUCACAUCUCCCCUGCAUCUCCCCCGCACUCCCCUCAUCUUCCCCACUCUCCUGUCAUCUUCAGCGCUCUCCCCUCACCAUCCCUUCUCGCUCCUCGUCUCACCCGCCCCCCCCAUCCCCUACUCCCCCCUUCCUCCCUCUCCCCUCUUUUUGAUGCGUGCUCAGCCUAUCUCGUCUCUCCUCACGUCCUAACCAUCCCCGAUCCCCCCCACCCUCCCUUCACCUUUCUGCUGUUCACCCCUCAUCAACCCCACCCAUACACUCCUCAUUACCUUUCCCCAUCCAUCCCCUCUCUCCAGUCCCUUCCCCCCAACCAACCCACAUUCCCCACCCGCUCACUCUACAUCUCCUCGCUCCCAUCCAUUUUCUCUCCGCUCAAACCCUCCUCCAACCCCCUCCUCUCCCCCUCUUCCCCCCUUCUCUCCUGCCCCUCCUAA